Molecule: messenger RNA, 3572 nt
Organism: Bactrocera oleae (olive fruit fly)
Lineage: Eukaryota; Metazoa; Arthropoda; Insecta; Diptera; Tephritidae
Gene: Orco
Product: odorant receptor co-receptor
Biological process (GO): detection of chemical stimulus involved in sensory perception of smell; sensory perception of smell
Cellular component (GO): plasma membrane
Molecular function (GO): odorant binding; olfactory receptor activity
Source: RefSeq, a predicted model, not a curated record
CGGUGUUACAUUUACGUGACAGACGCGUAGGCGGUUGGUAAUAGCUGCUCUCGUUUUAGAAAUUUUCAACACAAAAAUAAUAAAUAAGAAGUUUCAGUGCUUAAAAUAAAAAUUUUAUCAAAAACCAAUUUUUGUAGCUUUAAAGCGAUAAAUAAAAUACAAAAAAUAAAAAAUUUAAGUGCUUUUAUAAAUAUCGAUAAGAUAAGCUUGAAAAGUUAAAGAAGUUAAAAGUUAAAAACAAAAAUGCAAAGUUUUACAAAUAGACUUAUUUACUGAAUAAAGCUGCGAAAAUGAGCUCAGAAAAUAUUUUAUAAAAUAUACAACAAAAUAUUUUAAACAUAAGUUGACCACUAUAAGAGAAUAAUUUAAAAAAGUGUACCAAAGCAUCAUCUCAACAUGCAGCCGAGCAAAUAUGUGGGCCUUGUGGCCGAUUUGAUGCCCAACAUUCGUCUUAUGAAAUACUCGGGCCUAUUUAUGCACAAUUUCACCGGCGGUUCUGGGUUCUUCAAGAAGAUUUACUCGUCUAUACACUUGGUGCUUGUUUUGGUGCAAUUUCUGUUGAUACUGGUGAAUAUGGCGUUGAAUGCGGAUGAGGUGAAUGAGUUGUCCGGCAACACGAUUACGGUGCUUUUCUUCACACAUAGCAUAACGAAAUUCAUAUAUUUGGCUGUGACUCAGAAGAACUUCUACAGAACAUUGAAUAUCUGGAAUCAGGUAAACUCGCAUCCAUUGUUUGCCGAGUCGGACGCACGCUACCACGCGAUCGCCCUCGCCAAAAUGCGUAAACUCUUCACCUUGGUAAUGCUUACGACCGUCGCCUCGGCUGUGGCUUGGACCACCAUCACCUUCUUUGGCGAGAGUGUGAAAUUCGCCUUCGAAAAGGAGACCAAUUCGACCAUCACCGUGGAAAUCCCGCGUUUGCCGAUUAAGUCUUUCUAUCCGUGGAAUGCCGGUGUGGGCAUGUUUUAUAUUAUAAGCUUCGCUUUUCAAUGCUACUAUUUGCUCUUCUCCAUGGUGCAUUCGAACUUGUGCGAUGUACUCUUUUGUUCGUGGCUGAUUUUCGCCUGCGAACAGCUGCAACAUCUGAAAGGCAUUAUGAAGCCAUUAAUGGAGCUGUCAGCCUCGCUGGACACCUAUCGUCCAAAUUCGGCGGCACUCUUUCGUUCAUUAUCCGCCAAUUCGAAGUCGGAAUUAAUCAACAAUGAGGAGAAGGAACCCACUGAUCUGGACAUCAGCGGCGUCUAUAGCUCUAAGGCUGAUUGGGGUGCACAAUUCCGUGCGCCAUCGACUCUGCAAACCUUCAAUGGCAUGAACGGUGCGAAUCCGAAUGGUUUGACUAGAAAGCAGGAAAUGAUGGUGCGCAGCGCCAUUAAGUAUUGGGUCGAGCGGCAUAAGCACGUGGUGCGAUUAGUUGCAGCAAUUGGUGACACUUAUGGCGGCGCUUUGUUGUUGCACAUGUUGACAUCCACCAUUAUGCUGACGUUGUUGGCGUAUCAGGCCACCAAAAUCACCGGCGUCAAUGUUUACGCCUUCACGACCAUCGGCUACUUGGGUUAUGCCUUGGCGCAAGUAUUUCACUUCUGCAUAUUUGGCAACCGGCUCAUUGAGGAGAGCUCAUCCGUCAUGGAGGCAGCCUAUUCGUGCCACUGGUAUGAUGGCUCCGAGGAGGCCAAGACGUUUGUUCAGAUCGUUUGCCAGCAGUGCCAGAAAGCGGUGUCCAUAUCGGGAGCGAAGUUCUUCACUGUCUCGCUGGACUUGUUUGCAUCGGUUCUUGGCGCUGUUGUCACCUACUUCAUGGUGCUGGUGCAAUUGAAGUAGAUAAAACUAACAACAACAAUGUCAAAAAAGAAAUCGCUGCACCUAUAUAAUACGAUAUACGAUUAUAAAUUUAUAUUUUGACAACAACAACAAUAAACAGCCCAAAAAGUACUCGUACAUCAAACUCACCCAGUCACAGCGCGUCAGUGGCAACAACAUUAGCUUGAAUUAUCAGCAACUUGUGCGCACCUAUUGGGCGUGUAAUAUUUACAAUAACAACUAUGAAAAGUUUGCUUAUUUAGCAGUAAAAAUAAUGGAGAAAUUUGGCAACGUUAACAUUUGUCUGGCAGAGAGUUUACUUUUACAGGAACUAAAUCAGCGCCUAUGUCGAAGUACUGGUUACUAAUACAGUGACAAGCAAAAUUUUAGCAUGGUGAACGGAUAAUUAUUUUGAUUGAGCUUCACUUUCGCUAUAUUUAGCUUUUUUAUAAUUGUACUAACUUCAAAAAACAAAAAAUAUUUAUUUAUAUGUACAUUAGGUUUUCCGUUCUUUUCCAAUUAUAUACAUGGGUACAUUUAGGUACGAUUUAGAUGGAACAGUUUUGAAGUUUAAGUUUCGAUUUUUUGUAUUCGAAAAAUAAUUAAAUAUCCUUCUUAUGUUCAAACCGGUUUUCAAACUUUUUAGCAAUACUUCCAAUGCUUUAAAACUAAUAUAGAGGUAUUAAAAAAGAUCCGGCAAGUACUUUUCUGUCUUUCAUAGGGCGUAUCAACUGAAUAUUUCCAAAACUUCUCCUUUCAUAAGAUUUACUCUUUUAUGAGUGGCAACUCCAUUUCACAACUUCUAUAUAUUGAUGAUUUAAUGAAUAAUUUGUGGAAGACUUUCCCAAACUUCCCUUGUUAAGUAUAAAUUUCAAAACAAUUUCGGUCCUAAAUUUUUCGUUAGGUGGCAAUUUAAGUACAAAAUAUGUCUAAAUUAAAAAUUCUUAAAAAUACUUCUUUCGAAAAUCUUACUUAAACGCUGAAAUUUCCCAGAGAUUAUGUAACAUAUUAAUCAGUGUUAGUUUUAGGGAUAUGUGUCGAAUCUAUUUUAAAAUAUAUAUAUAUCGGAUAUUUUUCAGAUAAUUUUCAAUAUCUACUUGAAGGCUUGUAGUUGACAUAUUUCGUAUAAUAUUUUCAGUCCUUUUAUCUUUUUCUCUAGGUGGCAAGUCCCGUUUGUGUUGAGUUCAAGAUUUCUUUUCAGAUAACCUCAAUAUUAAUCAAAUUUAUUGACAGGCCUAAAAAUUGUUAAAAAUCGUGUUAUAAUAAAUUAUCAUAUUACCGAGAAGCUAUGAAACUCCGUCUGAAAUCCAAUUACCUAUAUUCCUGCUGCAAUUUCCCUCGUCAGUGUGCGUAUAGAUAAUUAUGUAAAAUGACCAAAUUACUUGGAAAGCAUUUCAUGAAAUGUCAAAUAUCAGCUAAAUAAUUUUACGAAAUAAUAUAAAUGAAUGAUUAAUGAUUAUUGAUUAAUGAUUUUGUGCAGAUUUUCCAAUGAAUGCCGUUAAUUUGCGGCACAAUAUAUUUUAUGUGAGUAGCUUAUACAUACAUAUGUAUUGUACAUAUACUAUAUGUGCCUUAAUAUUUCAGUAAUAGUUUUAUAUAUUUUUAGAAAAUCUUUUUGAUGUUAUGCAGUUUUAUAAAACAAUCACAUUUUAUUUAUUAACAUAAAUUAUUUAACUAUGCCAUAAGUCACCGCAAAACACACAUAUAACAAAUUUUCUUUAGUGAAGAGUACAAUAAAGGAAGUAGUGAAUCGCUUGAUUACAAAAACAUUAUAA